This is a messenger RNA of Rhodotorula graminis WP1, 1665 nucleotides long. RefSeq lists its product as uncharacterized. The transcript has 7 exons. The coding region runs from base 1 to 1665 and encodes 554 amino acids. Lineage: Eukaryota; Fungi; Basidiomycota; Microbotryomycetes; Sporidiobolales; Sporidiobolaceae. The record is from RefSeq and is a predicted model, not a curated record.
AUGAGCGCGCUCGACAAGGCGCUCUUGCGCGAGGACCUGUCGGCCCCUGUGCCCAUCGCCAGCCUCGCCUCGCUGUCGCCCGCCCAACUCGCCCUCGCCAGCCUCCGGCCCGACCUCGACUUCCUCACCCGCCAGCGCGCCUAUGUCGAGUUCCUCGUGCGCCGGAGCGUCUACCGCAAGAGCACUCAAGGCGACUCGGACAAGCAGCCUCUCCUCGAACGCCCGCUCGACUUUGACCGCCCUGCCUCGCCCUCAACCCUGUCGAUCCCGGACCUCCUCCUCCUCCAGUUCAACCCGUCGUGCACCUCGGCGCACGAGGUCGACGCGGCGCGACAGCUCUUCUUCCGGCGAGCGCGCGACCUGCACGUCGAGGACGAGGCCGAGCGCCAACGGGCCCUGCGGAGCCUACGCGUCGAGCGCUCCGACCUGCUGUACGCCGGCGGCGUCCCGUCGUUCGCCCGAGGGCUGUCGCUCGAGGUCGAGGACCAUGCGCUCGUCCUCUGGCGCCCGGGCAAGGUCAUGAUCAAGGUCCAGUCGCAGCACAUCACGAGCUUGGACUACGCGACGACGGUCGACAGCAACGCGAGCGAGAACGACACGGACUGCGUGCUCAAGGUCAACGCGACGCAAGCUUCCCUCGCCGGCGACCUCCCUGUCCACAACGUCGACCUCAAGGUCCAGCUCGAGCGUGUCGGCGCGUCGAACCCGUGCUUCGAGAAGCUGCGGUCGUCCGGCCUGAGGUGGAGCGCCGUCGGAGCCUUUCCGGUCAACCUCGUCGAGACGCGCAUCACGCGAGGUCAGCCUGCCGCCGUCCCUCCCUACCCGACCCCGCCAACUCGCGCCAUGUCCCUCCCCGACGCCUCGCGCGACGGCAGCCCGACGCAGUGCCGCUCCACGACCGCCAUCUCGCCUGAAUCCUCGUCGACUAAGCGCCUGUCCACGUCGGACGAGCCGCAGCAGCAGCAGAACAAGCGCUUCCGCACGGCCGAGUCGGUCGAGCGGGAGAAGAACGAGGGCCUCUGGCGCUUCGUGUCCGACACGCCCGAGCACUCGAGCUGGCACCCUGGCCACCUCGUCCGCCAGCACGCCCUUUUGCGCGCCAUCAUGCCGAGCGAGCCGCGAGCGUUCCCCGACUUUCGCCUCGACGAGCUCGCCCUCCUGUCGCACGCCGUCGCACCCGCCUCGCUCCCGGUGAUCCCGCUCGACGCGCCGGUGCUCGACCCGUCGAUCAAGCACAAUCCGCAUGAGCGGCUCGCGCUCGAGCACAUCUACCGCGGCGUGCAGCGUCUCAGCCUCGACAUGACGCGGCUCGUCCUCCUCACCGACUCGUUCCCCCACCUUCAGCUGUACGCCCAAAAGGUCGCCAAGCUGAGCCUCGCCAGGAACGCCGUCCAGGAGGCGUACGACACGGUCGUCCUCGACCUCGAGCAGCGCGUCGCGGGGAAGGAGACGGACGACCCGGUCGAGAGCUUGCUCUACUCGGUCCGCAAGAUGCGGGACUCGGUCGACUUCUGCCGGCGCCACUUCUACCACGACGGCGCCCUCGUCCGCACGGUCCCGCCGUCUCUCACCGCCUUCAGCAUCGGCAAGGGCCCGCUGCAGCGCUUCGAGGCGGCGCUCAGGGACAUCGUCUCCUACGAGGAGGUGGCAGGGGCGAUUGGCUGA